GAGGGUAAGAUGUGUGAGGCAUUAGCCUCUAGUGCAAAGUUUAAGGGGCACGAAAAUACUCACAUCAAGAUAAACAAUACUUUGGUGCAAGUUUUUUAAAAAUCAGACAAGUAAAGCCACUGCCAGCCACCUGUUUUUGUAAAUAAGGUUUUAUUGGAACCAGGGCCAUGAUUAGGGUGAGGUGAGUCAGGCAGGGUCGUGAAAAUGCUGGGUUGAAUCCCGUCUUUAUUUAAAAUUUAGAUAUUUUUGUUCACCAUGAAUUUUUUUAUUAAUUUUGAUUUUUUGAAAUAUUGCAUUAAAAUAUUUACGUUGAUUACUUAGUUUGGGAUGCCCGCUUAAAUUCCGUGCCAGAAGCCAGCGUCUCACUCGCCUCACCCUAAUCCUAACCUUGCAUCUCGUCCCUCCUCAAUGUGGCCGUCUUAAACCUCCAGCGCUUUCCAGCCCGGCUCCCCAUCACCGCCUCCUGACCCUAGGAAGCGCUGUAGUCCAGCCCUCGACACGUCGUUCCCUCUCUCAAUUCCCAGGUGACGCGCGCGUCCGGGAGCCUGGGGGAGGAGCGCGCUCAAGGCCGCCGGGCCUGGGUGCCCGGCUGAACGCUCGCUGCGGUGAUCUGGCUUAACGGUGGGCACGGGGCUCUACAACUUCUCGCUUGAGGAAAGCUCGCCCCUAGCCGUUUUCUCUCUAGUUGAGGACUGGGAUGGCGGUUCCUACGCGGCUCUUUGUGGUGUGCUCACUACUCUGACCGUUUCGCCCCCUUCCCAGGAAUGCCAGGGCUCAGAUGGGGAAAGUUUUUUGGGAAGUGAGAAGCAAGCAAGACGGGCCAGGAAAAGAGCGCCCCUUGGCCGAGGCUGGAUAAGGAUGCUCGGGGCCCUCAGCAUCCCACUCUCGGGGGCUAGGAGGACUCCCUCAUACUUGGCUUCCGGAGCUGGGGUCAAGGCACCUCCUACUCCCGGCGCCCCUUGCGAGGGACUACAUUUCCCAGCAGGCCCCUUGGAGGCUGCCGGCGGAGGGGCCUCAGCGGCGUCCCUUUGCAGAGCCCGGCGCCCUGCUGCGAGGACUCGGCCUCGGAACCUUCGUGAUCCCUCGUUAGUCGGCCCUCGCGGGCCUGGGGCUUUCAACAGCGCCUUAGAUGGCCUUCCCGGAGUUGGGGUGUGGCCUUAUUUGGAGAGUGGGGGUGACUGGCUCGUCUCCACUGUGCAGGAGUCUGGCGGGUGUGGGAUCUCUCUGGGUAAGAGCUUGCGCAGGGCCGCAGCCCGGGCCUGUUGCCUCCUACCUGGAGCAGGGCGCAUUUCUGAAAACACGCCUCUGCCGAGGCCUUUUGAUGGGACGCUCCGUGAACCCCCGCAAGCACGUUGGUUGUAUCAGAGGUAGAAGGGGCAGGACAAGCAUUUCCACUGCCCUUUACAGCUUUCCACCCUCCGUUUGAUACUGGCCCUGAUAUCAGUUUCCCUACAUAUAUGUGAUUAAAACCAAAGCACUCCUUCCCUGCUUACUCCCUGGCUUCCUGCCUCCAGAAUCCACUACCCACCACGGAGACAAAUGGCCAAGGACAACCACCUGGAUUUGUUAUCUCCUCCUUGCUAUGGGCUGGUGGGAAAGCUGCGACCAGCAAGGCGGAAUUGGGAACAAGAAUGAGGACAAGUUUAUUCAAGAGGAAGGGCCCAGUAACAGAGAACAUCAAGGGAUAUGCCCAAGAACAGUGUCAUCUAUUUCUAGACUCAACCUCAAGAAACUUCAGAUGACGUUGCCAAGAAUCUUAAAUUAGAGAAAUCUCAAGAUAACUCCUUGAAGAUUGGAGGCUGGGUACCACUCCCACACUGUGAACUCACUGGUCAUGGGAAACCUGUGCCUGGUACAAGACCCUACAGCUGCACCCACGGUGGCAAGAGCUUCCGGCAUAGUUACUCUCUGACCCAUCAUCUUCGAAGUCAUGCAGGUGAGAAGCCUUCCCCCUGUCCUGACUGUGGAAAACGUUCCAGCCAAAGUUCCAACCUCCUCCAGCAUCAGCAGACACCAGGGAGAUGAGCCCUACAAGUGUGGGGCCUGUGGGAAAGGUUUUGCUCAGAGUGCAUCCCUCAUCCAGCACAGAAGGGUCCACUGGUGAGAGACCCUAUCACUGUCCCCAGUAUAGAAAGACCUUCUGUGGAAGCUCCAACCUCAUUACGCACUAGCGAAUCCACUGGGCAGAAGCCAUAUAUCCGUGGGGGAUGUGGCAAGGGCCUUACAUGCAUUCUUGCAGAUUCCAGAUUCCAAGUUCACCCUCCAUGGUGAACCAGAAACAGUCAUGGCUGCCAAGUUUACCUGUUCUGAGUGUGGAAAGAAUUUCCCAGCCAUCGGCAAGUUCCUUCGACACCAGCUCACCCGUACAGAUAGACCAGCCCUACCGAUGCUACCAGUGUGGCCUUGGCUUUGGAGAGGGCACCACACUCCUUUGCCACCAUCAAACCCACACUGGAGAGAAGCCCUGCCAGUGUCUUCCAUGUGGAAAGUUUUCAGCCGGAGAUCUAACCUUGCCAGACACCAAAGAACUCAUGCGGUGCGGCCCUAGGUGAGCCCUUUCUUUGGUAGCCUUGCAGGUGGACUUGGGGAUCAGCGACACAUUUCCUUCCUUCUCCCAGUACUAUCUGUGAAGGCCUUUCUCUACUAUCAGUCUUCCUCAGAAGUGCUGAAUGUUUGGGUUUGGUUUUAUUUUCUUUUUCCUGAAUCCUUCUCCUCUCUCCUUUCCCUCAAACCUCACAGUUUGCAGAAGGAUUUCGGGAGGUGGUAGGUGAAAUGCAAAAGUACUGAAGUACGGGCAUGCCCUCAGUUUGGCCAAGGAUAAUAUUAAGUGAUGUCUUAAUAUCAGUGAUUAAUAAAUUAUUUCUCUUAUGCUUUUUAAAAUGUUA
Messenger RNA from Equus caballus (horse), 2885 nucleotides. NCBI's taxonomy places the organism in Eukaryota, Metazoa, Chordata, Mammalia, Perissodactyla, Equidae. The record is from RefSeq and is a predicted model, not a curated record.